AUGAAUGAACGAAUAACUUUUUCAGGCGGAGAUGUGAAAUUUGAUCAGCCAUGGACACUUCCACCGAUAGAAAUUAUUGAUAAAUCGGAACAGUUAGAGGAACAGUCACAUCAACAACAGCGAUAUAUUAUCAGUAAUUUCUCGUACAGUCCAGGACUCGGUAAUCUGAUGUUUCAGUAUGCUUCUUUACGAGCAAUCGCCGCGAAGCACAAUGCUAAACUAAUUGUGCCAAUAGCAAUAAACACCAUUUCCAGGUUUCAGGAAUGUUGCAAAUAUAUUGGUGACACAAUUAUUGAUAAUCUUUUUAUGCAUUCAUCAAAUAACGAACGACAUUCUGAGCAGAAUAACAGCUUUGAGCUUCUCAUUGGUUACUUCCAAGCAUUCCCAUAUUUCCAUCCUCAUCAGGAAUUUUUGAUACGUAAGCAAUUUCAAUUCUUACCAGAUAUAGACAGCCGGGCCAGAAAAUUGCUAGAACGAGCGAAAGAAGAGAAAAUACGAGAUGAACUGACUGAGCAGCGAUCGUCAAAAAUGAUCGAAAACGUGAAAUUAAAUUCACAACAAAUUGACGCAUUAUCCCAUCAAGCGACGGCAGCCGUUACUCAGUCAAUUGACGAUUUAUUCCUAUCGCCAUCCGUAUCGUCGCCUGUAUCACUUUUAUCAGCAUCCUCAUUAUCGAACACACCACCGUUGAUUUUUGUCGGUGUUCAUGUACGUCAUGGAAUGGACGUAACGAUGAAUAAUCGUAACAUCAAACAUGGUCAUACUGUCGCCAACAAGCAGUAUUUCCAGAAUGCCAUGCAAUAUUUUAGGGAAAAAUAUCGGAAUGUUCUAUUUAUUGUGGCUAGCGAUAACUUACCGUGGGCUAAAGCUAACAUUUUCGGCACAAGCAGAGGUGAGGUGUUCUUCCUGGAGACAAACCUACGGGAAGUUGAUUUCGCGACGUUGGUCUACUGUAAUCAUACAAUUAUGAGUACGGGGACAUUUUCGUGGUGGAUUGCGUAUCUGAAUCAAGGAGAAUCAAUUUAUUACGAUGGCUGGCCAAGGCCUGGUUCGGUACUUGAUAAAUCUGUCGAAAAGAACGAUUUCUUUUUGAAAAAUUGGAAGCCCAUGUCAUAA
Messenger RNA from Anisakis simplex (herring worm), 1116 nucleotides. NCBI's taxonomy places the organism in Eukaryota, Metazoa, Nematoda, Chromadorea, Rhabditida, Anisakidae. The record is from the annotation of a GenBank genome assembly.